Molecule: messenger RNA, 1074 nt
Organism: Parastagonospora nodorum SN15
Lineage: Eukaryota; Fungi; Ascomycota; Dothideomycetes; Pleosporales; Phaeosphaeriaceae
Exons: 4
Coding region: 1-1074 (357 amino acids)
Source: RefSeq, a predicted model, not a curated record
AUGCAGUUCGUAGCUUCGCGCUUCUUCAGAGACCCUCCGAGUCAGGACGAGAAGAUGGCUCAUACUGAACUAAAUGGCGACAUAGACUUCAGUGCUGGAAUCCAAAGCCAUGGCAUGAAGUACAAACCUUCUCGCUUCUUCUUGCGCAAGACAGGCAAGCUUGACAAGUCACCGCCUGUAGUCUACGAAACCGUACCCCUAAGCUUGGUUGCCUGCCAGGAGAACCAAUCUGAGCGUGACAGCUCGUUAGAUGAACCGCCAGUCACAAGCACCGCGUUCCGGUUCCCCCAAGUCUCGUCCGAUCUUGCACCGUCACCGUUGCCCUCGAGCUACCCGAGCAGCACCCAUAGCUCGUGUAAGCAAGAGGCGGACUCACAAAAAUUUCGCAACACUGAGGACCAAGAUCUCAACUUGGUUCCAGUGCACGUCCCGCGCAACUCUCGCUCCUCGCUCAUCCUCCCCCAAGGCGGCCACGCUGCCAUCUCGCGACCCGUCCAUCUGCCUCAGUACUCCAAUCUGCCCAUCCCGGAGAAUGCCGCCACGGUUCCCUUCACCAAGCCAGCUGGUCCGCCUCCAUCCCGUCCAUCCAGACCCGAAAGCCUCGAUGCAGAGACCAUGACCUUCAUGCAACAGAGUGGUAUGCGCAUGGUGAUUGGCACCAGCAACCGCGCGAGCAACAGCACGGCAUCUUCAUCCACUCCUCGCAGCUACACCAGCUCGAUUGAAGCACGCCUCGGCUUCCCGUCCGGCCACAGCACUCCCCGAUCCGACUCUCUCGACUCUCCGCUCGCUGCUCGCUUCCCCCUUGACACGUUCCAGCCCCUCCCGAUCCGCGACAGCACGGGUAGCCUCAAGUUCAGCCGAUUCAGCGAGUACGUCAGGGCCGAACGCGGCGGGUAUGCUGGCGAUGGUGUCGACGAAGCCGAUCGCGAACUGGGUCCCAUCGAGCAGUUCGACAAGGCCAAGGAAGGUCAGUGGACGCUGGAGAAGAGGGUCAGCCAAGGCCCGAAUGGCAAUUCGGGCAUGUUGUUCCGCGAUAAGGCGGGUGCGUUUCACUUUGUUGCUGACAUCUAG